Messenger RNA from Cygnus olor (mute swan), 1603 nucleotides. RefSeq names its product retinol dehydrogenase 8 (gene RDH8). Lineage: Eukaryota; Metazoa; Chordata; Aves; Anseriformes; Anatidae. The record is from RefSeq and is a predicted model, not a curated record. The transcript has 7 exons. Gene Ontology annotation, biological process: estrogen biosynthetic process. Gene Ontology annotation, cellular component: cytoplasm. Bases 425 to 1375 code for a protein of 316 amino acids. Gene Ontology annotation, molecular function: estradiol 17-beta-dehydrogenase [NAD(P)+] activity.
AUGCCCAGCGUCUGCAGCACGUCCACGGGCACGGCUGCGGGGCGAGAAGAGACCCCCCCCUGAGGGUUUUCGGGACCCUCCCCCCCCCCCCGGAAAACCCCCCAUCGGUGCUUUUAGCCAGGGACCUCCGCCGCGUCCCCAUCCCCCUGCCUGCGUCCUGCCAAAGCGGGGCCGGUGCCAGGCAGCUGUGUGGGCCCAAGGUCCGGUCCGCGGCCGCCAGAUUCCUCCGGCGCAUUCCUCCGCCCCCGCGGCACGGGAGCACCCCAAGGGGCGGGAGACCCCCCCCCUUUUCCUCUCCACCCCACCCCCCCAACCCCGUGAGCGCCCCGCUUGGCUGGGCGACGAGGGGAGGAAGCAGGAGCCGGGCGUGCUGAGGGUUAAUCCCGGCACCGCCAGAGCCUUUGGACUCGAGGCCAGCGAAGCCAUGGCCGGCCCCGCGCCCCGCACCGUCCUCGUCACCGGCUGCUCCUCCGGCAUCGGCCUGGCCGUGGCCGUGCGGCUGGCGCAGGACCCCCAGCGCCGCUUCCAGGUCAUCGCCACCAUGCGGGACCUGCGGAAGAAGGAGAAGCUGGAGGAGGCGGCGGGGCCGGCGCUGGGCAAGACGCUGAGCAUCCAGCGCCUCGACGUCUGCAGCGACACCUCGGUGGCCGAGUGCCUGAGCAGCAUCCCCGGGGGGCGGGUGGACGUGCUGGUGAACAACGCCGGCGUGGGGCACGUGGGCCCCGUGGAGAGCAUCAGCGUGGAGGAGAUGAAGCGCGUCUUCGAGACCAACUUCUUCGGGGCGGUGAGGAUGGUCAAGGCCGUCCUGCCCGAUAUGAAGCGGCGCCGGAGCGGCCACAUCGUGGUGGUCAGCAGCGUCAUGGGGCUGCAGGGGAUCGUCUUCAACGACGUCUACGCCGCCUCCAAGUUCGCCGUGGAGGGGUUUUGCGAGAGCUUGGCCGUGCAGCUGCUGCAGUUCAACGUCUUCGUCUCCAUGGUGGAGCCGGGCCCCGUCAACACGGACUUCGAGCUGAAGCUGAUGGAGGAGGUGUCGCGAUCCGAGUUCCCCGGCGCCGACGAGGCCACGGUGCGCUACUUCAAGGACGUCUACCUGCCGGCCUCGCACGAGAUCUUCACCACGCUGGGGCAGAGCCCGGCGGCCGUGGCCGAGGCCAUCGCGAGCGUCAUCGGGGCGCAGCGCCCGGCGUUCCGCACGCAGACCAACGGCCUCUACACGCCGCUGGUGGCCCUCAAGUACGCCGACCCCUCGGGGGACCUGUCGGUGCGCACCUACCACCGCCUCCUCUUCCACUACGGGACCCUCUUCCACCUCAGCAUGGCGGCGCUGCGGUGCCUCACCUGCGGCUGCUUCCGUCGCAGGAUCGCCCCGCUCUGAGCGCGGCGGCGUCUUGCUGGGGAAGGGCUGGGAGGGAGGGGGGGUUAGGGGGGGGAUGGGGGUCUCGGUCCAACGGCGGCCCCCCCCUUUGCGGGGAUGGGGUUGGGGACGUGGUGGGGGCGCUGCCCUGAGCACCUCGGCUGCGGGCAGCGGGACAAAUGGACGGUAGAGGGAUGGGGGUCCUGCGGGGCUGGGCACCCUGAGGUGUGGGGAGGAGGUCGGGGAGGC